AUGGCGGGCGCGUUUGGCAUGAUUAAAGAGCCCAUGGUACCGAAACGCCCGGAUCAAAUGACGGAUGAGACGGUGGGGAGUUUCCUGGCUAGGAGGGUGGAUGAGAGGUUUGCGAACAAUCUCGUCUCGGCGGUCUUUCACGGGAUAUAUGCUGGCGAUAUAUGGAACUUGAGUGCGAAGACGCUGCUCAGUACGGCGUGGCAGCUGGAAGGCAAGUAUGGCAGCGCAAUGGCUGGAUACUUCAAGAUGCAGCAAGACGAGAAGGGACAGCUCAUGACGCUGGCGCAUCCGUUCGAUGUAGAGGCAGCACAGGCUAUGAACGACGAAUUCGACCUGGAGGAUGAAUACGUCGAGAAUCUGAAGAAGGCGAGCACGUUUACCUUCAAGAAUGGGUUGCAGCAGUUAUACCAGGCGUUAGCGACUGCAGUCAAGAAGACGGGCAACGUGGACAUCUACACCGAGCGACCUGUUCAAUCGACCAAGCCCCUCGAAGACAGCAAACCAGGCGUCCAAGUAACCACAGGCACUAACUCCCCGCAGACCACCGGUAACGAAAAGUCCUCCGACUACGACCUCGUAAUCUCCACCCUCCGCUCUCCCUCACUCACCCCCUACAUCACCGUCCAAACCGUGAACCUCUUCUACCCGACCCCCGACCUCACGCCCGCCGGCUUCGGCUACCUAAUCCCGCAGUCCGUCCCCUUCGAGCAAAACCCCGAGCGCGCGCUCGGCGUCAUCUUCGACAGCUGCGCUAUCCGCGGGCAGGACUCCGUCCCCGGCACGAAACUCACCGUCAUGCUCGGCGGCCACUGGUGGAACGACUGGGCCAGUUACCCCAGCGAGGAAGAAGGAUUGGAGAUGGCGAAAAGUGUUGUAAAAAGACACCUGGGCAUCACUCAGGAACCUACUGCGUCCUACAUAAAUCUCAGCCGCGACUGCAUCCCGCAAUACACCGUCGGGUACGAAGACCGACUGAGAGAUUUCUCACGUGGCAUUGGUGAGGAGUUCAAGGGCAGGUUGCGCGUUGUAGGCAAUCAGUUCAAUGGCGUGGGUGUGAAUGAUGUUAUUACUGGGGCGUGGAAUUUGGCGAGAGGACUCAGGGGUGAGGGGUGGAAGGGGAGGGAUGUUGGAUUAGGACGGGUCGGGGAUACCAGGGAGUGGAGGGUUGUGCCGGCGGGGACGCUGGGGUAUAAGAAGAGGGGGUGGGAGGGGAAGAUGCCGGGCGGUGUUUAG
Parastagonospora nodorum SN15 is the source of this 1233-nucleotide messenger RNA. RefSeq lists its product as hypothetical. NCBI's taxonomy places the organism in Eukaryota, Fungi, Ascomycota, Dothideomycetes, Pleosporales, Phaeosphaeriaceae. The transcript is spliced from 2 exons. Gene Ontology annotation, cellular component: mitochondrial inner membrane. Bases 1 to 1233 code for a protein of 410 amino acids. Gene Ontology annotation, biological process: heme biosynthetic process. The record is from RefSeq and is a predicted model, not a curated record. Gene Ontology annotation, molecular function: protoporphyrinogen oxidase activity, oxygen as acceptor.